AUGUCAACCAUCAUUCAAGGAUCGCACGAGCUCUUCGCUCGUGAAAACGCUGGCAUAAUGAUAACGACGAAGAACGAAAAAGACGCUGUCUCCGAAGAGGCAGACGCUAAACUUGCUGCCAUGGGCUACAAAGCUGAAUUACCGCGUUCGUUGUCCUUCUUUUCUGUACUUGGACUUUCCUUUGCGAUUAUGGCUGUGCCUUCCGGUGAAUCAGUGACUCUUUCUAUUGGUCUCACAGACGGUGGCCCAGUGACCAUCUUCUACGGCUGGUUAUUACUCACUAUUAUUUCAAUAUGUAUUGCUGCAAGUCUAGCGGAAAUUUGCUCAGCAUACCCGACCUCGGGAGGCGUCUAUUAUUGGUCCGCAAUGUUGGCAAACAAGAGAUGGGCGUCUAUUGCUUCUUGGACAACUGGAUGGGUAGGUCUCGUUGGAAAUUGGACAGUGACUACGUCAAUCUGUUUUUCUGGCGGACAAUUAAUAUUAUCUGCUAUUGGCCUUUGGAAUGAAGCCUAUAUUCCAGCAGCUUGGCAUGUCGUGUUGAUGUAUUGGGCCGUACUACUUUCAGCAUUGUUUACAAACAUCUUAGCCGCGAAAUAUUUGAAUCUCAUUAAUACCGUCUGUGUUUAUUGGACGGGUGCAUCCGUUUUGAUUAUACUUGUCGCCGUGCUGACCAUGGCAAAGGGAGGCAGAAGAAAUGCGGCCUAUGUCUUUACUGAGUUUGAUGCGACAAGAGCGGGUUGGGCGCGAGGAUGGGCUUUUUUCGUCGGAUUACUUCAAUCUGCUUAUACCCUCACUGGUUAUGGGAUGGUAGCAGCCAUGUGCGAAGAAGUUCAAAAUCCAGAGCGAGAGGUACCGAAAGCGAUGGUGCUUUCUGUCGUCGCUGCUGGAAUUACAGGUGUCGUUUACCUAAUCCCCAUCCUUUUUGUCAUGCCCGAUGUCGAUAAAGUGCUCGCUGUAUCAACCGGCCAACCAAUUGGCUAUCUCUUCAUGGUGGCAACAGGCUCAGCUGGCGGCGGAUUUGGCCUCUUGUUCCUUCUUCUCGGUAUUCAGUUUUUCGCUGGAGUCGGUUCCUUGACAGCCGCUUCUCGAUGCCUUUACGCGUUUAGUCGAGAUGGUGCUGUACCAGGUUCGAGUCUCUGGUCAAAAAUUAACAAACAAUACAAUGUUCCACUCCAUGCUUUAUUACUUUCAACUCUGAUUCAAGGUCUCCUCGGCCUCAUUUAUCUCGGGUCAUCGGCUGCAUUCAACGCAUUUACUGGCGUGGCUACAAUAUGUCUUUCUGCUUCUUACGGAUUACCCGUUUUCGUACUUCUCCUUCGAGGACGACAUUUAGUCGAUACCGCUCCGUUUCACCUUGGUAAAUUCGGCUAUGUCAUCAAUAUCAUCACGAUCCUCUGGAUUUUCUUGGCUAUCGUCAUAUUUACGAUGCCAACAGCGAUACCCGUCACGCCUUCGACUAUGAAUUAUGCCAGUGUGCUGUUCGUUUUCUUUGCUGGAGUCAGCAUUUUAUGGUACAUCGUGUGGGGGAGAAAAUAUUUCACUGGUCCACACGUGCCUUCGCUUGAAGAAUUCCAGAAAAAAAGGGUACCAUAUAACGUUACUGUUGUUGGUGUGGGGGAGGAUCGCCGCUGCUAAUGGUGUUUCAUUUUGUUUCAUGUAAGAGCUGAGUGAUUAUCGACUUCAUAUAGGAUAAUUCACACUAUGUUCACAGUAGCAAAUUAUGCAUGCAUAAAUCGUGCAUAACUGGUUAUCUAAGCUUAAAUUUGUUGUGUGAACGUAACCUUAAGAGAGAGUGGAUACCCCCAUAUCAUGGCUCACAUUUUGUGAGCAGAUCGUGGACUAUUCGGUCUGUCUAUGGUGAAAGUUUUAUACUUUUUGAUUGUUCCUUCGUCGAGUUCUGUGAGGUUGUACUGUUACUUCUGUGAGGGAGUACUUUUGGUCUAGCAUAUUUAGAGUAUCUGAUGGGUAAUCUGUCCAGAGUUCAUGUUGGCAGAUAAAAGUUUGGCUUUGAUGUCAAGUUACUCAUCAUGCCAGUAGAGUGAUUAUUUGUGUUCAGUUGACCCAUUUGGAGACCUCACAAGGUUUACAGAGGAAAACUGAGGGAUCUGCGGGGCUCCUAGUUUGAACAGCGGCCGCAAAUCGUGUACUAAAAAUUCGAUUCAUAGCUCAUUAGAGAGAGAACAAGAUGGUGUACUCUUCAUGUUGGACGGAUUUAGUAACCGCUCACAGUUUGUCUCGGACUGAAUUUAUUUGGCUUUUAAUUUACCUUUUGUAUCAUGGUUAAAUGCAGGAAACGAAAUAUUUAAUUCGUUAACUUUGAGAUGGUGUAUUUAAUAGAAAAUAUUAAAUUUAUAUUACUAGUUAAUAAUGAUAAAUUUGUUUUUGCUACGUCUGAUUGUUUAUUUGAUUAAAUAUGUGGUUAUAUUUUAAAUUUUUUUAUUCCUUUAAUUAAAUUUCUGUGGGUUAUAAUUCGUCCUCUCACUUUGGCUAUUCGUUUGGCUACUAAUAUAAGCUGUGCUCAUGUGGUUUUGUUAAUGUUUGGUUAUUUUUUUAAAUUUAAAAUUUUAUAUGUGAUUUAUGAUGUAUUUACUAAGGACGAUCAGAGCGGGAGGUAGCAUUGAUUGUCCUGAAAUGACCCAAAAGUAACACCAUUGCGAAGAGAAGGACCGAUAACCUAUAGCAAACUACCCUUCGUUUUGAAUAAAAAUACUGUCGUGAUUUUACAAAAAUUAUAUGUCCAAAAUUUAACUUCACAGAUGGCACUAAAAAACCUUACACAACUUUUCGAAGGACAAGAGCAUCUCCAUAAAAAAGUGUGGACACGAAAGUUGUAGAGGCCAGUUCCGAACAUGGGAGUAAGCAUUGUGAGUCAACGACGGGAAAAUUCUCUUUUGUUCGAAUGCGACGCACAAAUGCUUGUGCGAACGAGCUGAUUUUUUUCUAAUGAUAGAGGAGAGUUCCAAGUUUUUAUUUAUAAAGAAAACGUUUAAGAAUACUACUCAAAACCUAACACAAGUUACUUUGGCACAAAAAUUUAGCAUUUUUACUAAGUAAGUGAUAGCAAUAGUCCUGUCGGGUUUUCAGAAAUUUCAUGUAUAAAAGCAUCCGUAAAAAUCGAGUCAGUCAAUUUAGGGCUUUCCUUCUCGCAAAAAAGAAUAGAGUAAUCAUUUAACACAAAUAGUGUCAGAUUGUACAACAUAAGAUUCUGUAUCUUUUGACGUUAAAGUAAUUAUCUGUAAAUUGAACUGAGAGAUCAGCAACGCUUCGCUAAAGAAGUUAACUUUAUUCUGCACAUUUUAGAAAAUAAGAAUAUUUUAAUAUCCUGAAUAUUCUGCUUAAAUUUCGAAAAUAAUUUCAAAACAAAAUCAACAGUUCCCUAGAGAAUUAAAUUCUCUAUUCUUUAAGCUAAAUAUUAAAUAUUUAAACACAAAUCAAUAUAGAUAGGAGUUUAAUAGAAAAGUGGCUUCACGACUCCUGGACAAUCCUUUAUAUAUAUCUAUAUAUAUAUAUAUAUGAGUGAUUCUGAUAAAAAUAAAUAACGUGAAUCGCGUCGAUUCACUAGGCCCAUUGCCUGCAAGUCCACUGAGUGUACUCUCGGAAUUAUUAUUCAUUCUGUUGUAACUCGAUCUUGCUACUACAGAAAUGAUGCAUAUUUUUCGCGAUGAGAACGUCCAUAUUUUCCAUCUUAGUUUACAGAACCACUUGCUUUAGCUUUUCACCGGUGAGAAACAUUUAUCAGAAUUGCUAUAGUUCAUCGAGACUCUGUAAUUUGAUUUACUUUUAUCUGUCGUACAGAUGUUCG
Molecule: messenger RNA, 3802 nt
Organism: Didymodactylos carnosus
Lineage: Eukaryota; Metazoa; Rotifera; Eurotatoria; Philodinida; Philodinidae
Source: the annotation of a GenBank genome assembly